Messenger RNA from Scaptodrosophila lebanonensis, 6167 nucleotides. RefSeq names its product dual 3',5'-cyclic-AMP and -GMP phosphodiesterase 11 (gene Pde11). The record is from RefSeq and is a predicted model, not a curated record. Gene Ontology annotation, molecular function: protein binding; 3',5'-cyclic-AMP phosphodiesterase activity; 3',5'-cyclic-GMP phosphodiesterase activity. The transcript is spliced from 16 exons. Gene Ontology annotation, biological process: signal transduction. Bases 404 to 4807 code for a protein of 1467 amino acids. Lineage: Eukaryota; Metazoa; Arthropoda; Insecta; Diptera; Drosophilidae.
AAACAGACACACUUUGCUUCAGAGCACCAAUAAGCUGGAUGACAAAACCAAUGUUAAACAUAAAAACAAACCAGAAAGCUAAGCAGUGACAAAUUAUAGCAACAAAUCGAAAAUUAAUAAAAAACGUUAUUAUGCAAGUGCGACAAAGUUUAAAGCGAGCAGUGCAAGAAACGCCAAACAAAAUCCAAAGCAUUAAACACAACCAGAAAGCACAUUUAAAACUAAAAACAUUACGACGUCGUUUAGUAAAAGUAACAACAGCAACAACAACAACAACAACAAAAUUGAGCGAACAACAAAAGGCAAAAACCAUUUACAUUCUGCCACACCGGCUUUGUUCAAAGUCUAUAAAAUUAAGCUCAUUAAAACGGAGGGUCUAACAUUCGCAUUGCUUGCGGGCCCCAUGGGCCAAGCGGCAAGUAUGUGUCGAUUUCGUGGUUGUCGCUACAAAAAGAAUAAGAAUAGCAAUAAAACGCCAUCGCAUAGCCAAAAUAGUGGCAACAGUCCACAACAACAACAACAACAACAGCAGCAGCAAUACGACCUGCAGCCAACAACAACAACGACAACAGGUCUGCACUUGCGCAGCAUUGAAGAGCCCGCCUCCACGCCGCUCCAGCUUGCUUCGAGAAUGCCCGCGGAGCAGGGGGGCACAGGGUACGUGAAUGAGCACAGUUUACUGAUUGCACAACGGACCGGUGUCCCCCUGCCUCUGUCGCCGCACGCCAAUUACCCGCACAGCAUUAGCAACAACAACAACAACAACAAUAGCCACACAGCUGCAUAUGCAACAUCAGCAUCAUCAGCAGCAACAACAACAGCCACCCACCACCAGCAGCAGCAAUCACAACAGCAAUCACUGCAACAUUAUCAAUAUCAGCAGCAACAACAGCAUCAACAUCAACAUCAACACCAACACCAAUAUCAACAAGCAUCGCCACAACACAGACCCUACGAUCCAGAGCAUGCUCGCAUGGAGGCCUGGCUGGAUGAGAAUCAGGAAUUUGUACAGGAUUAUUUUAUAAGGAAAGCAACACGUCAAACAGUGGACGCCUGGCUGGUCUCGCAUGCCACCUCGGCUGGCAACGAUGUCGUCAGCAGCAACUCGCCCACACAUGCCGCAAAUGGACAGGCGUGCUCAUCACGUGGCGGCUCUGGCGCCACGACGCCAGUGCGCAAAAUCUCGGCACACGAGUUCGAGCGCGGCGGCCUCCUGAAGCCCAUCGUCAAUACCAUAGAUGGCACGCCCACUUUUCUCAGCAUCGGUCCCCAGCUGGACAGCUGUGGCUCUGGCGGUGUAGGAAGUAUCAGCGGCAGCUGCUCCAAUCAGCAGAGUGGCGUUGGCGGCCAGCAUCAGUAUCAUGUGCAACAGCCCCACCAUCAUCAGCACAGUCAUUAUCAGGCGGGAGGGGCUGUGGGCAGCAGCAGCAGCGGAAGCGUCGGCAACUCCCAUCAUCAAUAUCAAUAUCAUCAUUACAGUUGUCAUCAGAGACCGCAGCGACUGUCGCGCAACGAGCUCAAGCUGCUGGAUGAGAAAGAGCUCAUUUUUGAAUUGGUAAAGGAUAUAUGCAAUGAACUGGAAGUGCGCACAUUAUGCCAUAAAAUUCUGCAAAAUGUGUCCAUUUUAUUGAACGCGGAUCGUGGCUCAUUAUUUUUGGUGCAAGGACGCUGCAAUGGCGCUGAUGGCCUGAAAAAAUGUCUCGUCUCGAAGCUCUUCGAUGUCUGUCCACGCAGCACAGUCGAGGAAAUGGAACAGCAGGAGGAAGUGCGCGUCGCAUGGGGCACAGGCAUUGCCGGCCAUGUGGCGGAGAGUGGAGAGCCCGUCAAUAUACCGGACGCUUACCAGGAUGAACGCUUUAAUUGUGAAAUCGAUUCGUUGACCGGCUAUCGGACAAAGGCCCUUCUCUGUAUGCCCAUUAAGGAUUCAGCGGGUGACGUCAUUGGUGUGGCGCAGGUCAUCAAUAAAAUGAAUGGCGAGUGCUUUUCUGAAAUCGAUGAAAAGGUCUUUGCAUCGUAUUUGCAAUUCUGCGGCAUUGGACUGCGAAAUGCGCAACUCUAUGAGAAAUCUCAGCUGGAGAUCAAGCGGAAUCAGGUGCUGCUAGAUCUGGCACGCAUGAUAUUCGAGGAGCAGAGCACCAUCGAGCACAUGGUCUUCCGCAUCCUCACCCACAUGCAGAGUCUCAUUCAGUGCCAGCGCGUGCAGAUCCUGUUGGUGCACGAGGCGGACAAGGGCAGCUUUUCGCGCGUCUUCGACUUCGAGGCGAACGAUCUGAGCGAGGAGGACUCUACGUCGCGCACCAGUCCCUACGAAUCGAGAUUCCCCAUCAAUAUUGGCAUCACGGGUCAUGUGGCAACCACCGGCGAGACUGUGAACAUACCAAAUGCCUAUGAGGAUGAUCGCUUCGAUGCCAGUGUCGACGAGAGUCUGACAUUCAAGCAUCGCUCCAUACUCUGCAUGGCCAUUAAGAACUCCCUGGGCCAAAUCAUAGGCGUCAUACAGCUCAUUAAUAAGUUCAAUGAUCUGGACUUUACCAAAAACGAUGAGAACUUUGUGGAGGCAUUCGCCAUUUUCUGCGGCAUGGGCAUUCACAACACACACAUGUACGAGAAGGCCAUUGUGGCCAUGGCCAAGCAGAGUGUAACUUUGGAGGUGUUGAGCUAUCAUGCCUCGGCCACCAUGGAUGAGGCGCAUCGCCUACGCCGCCUGCGUGUGCCGUCAGCUGUGCAUUUCCGCUUGCACGACUUCAAGUUCGAUGACAUACACUUCGAGGACGAUGACACGCUGAAGGCCUGUCUGCGCAUGUUUUUGGAUCUCGACUUUGUGGAACGUUUUCACAUUGACUACGAAGUGCUCUGCCGUUGGCUGCUGAGCGUCAAGAAGAACUAUCGUAACGUCACGUAUCACAAUUGGCGUCACGCCUUCAACGUGGCACAAAUGAUGUUUGCCAUACUGACGACCACGCAAUGGUGGAAGAUCUUUGGUGAGAUUGAAUGCCUGGCGCUCAUUAUUGGUUGCCUGUGUCAUGAUCUCGAUCAUCGGGGGACGAAUAAUUCCUUUCAAAUCAAAGCCUCCUCCCCGCUGGCUCAGCUAUACUCCACAUCCACCAUGGAGCAUCAUCACUUCGAUCAGUGCUUGAUGAUACUGAAUAGUCCUGGCAACCAGAUAUUGGCAAACCUCUCAUCGGACGACUAUUAUCGUGUCAUUCGUGUCCUGGAGGAUGCCAUUCUGUCCACAGACUUGGCGGUCUAUUUCAACAAACGCGGAGCCUUUUUGAAGAGCGUGAGCGAACCCCUAAGCCAUUGGGUGGAUGAGGAGCCGCGUGCCCUUUUGCGCGCCAUGAGUAUGACUGUCUGUGAUUUGUCGGCCAUCACCAAGCCCUGGGAGAUUGAGAAGCGUGUGGCCGAUUUGGUUAGUUCGGAGUUCUUCGAGCAGGGUGAUAUGGAGAAGCAGGAGCUGAACAUAACGCCAAUUGAUAUCAUGAAUCGCGAAAAGGAGGAUGAGCUGCCCAUGAUGCAAGUGAACUUUAUCGAUUCAAUCUGUUUGCCCAUCUAUGAGGCCUUUGCCACACUCUCCGAUAAACUGGAGCCGCUCGUGGAGGGCGUGCGCGAUAAUCGCGAUCAUUGGAUUGAAUUGGCCGACGAUGUGAAAACCAAAACUAGUCAAGGUGAGGAGCAGACGCAGCAAAUUGUGAUAGCAAAUGGUGACAAGGCCAUGAGGGAGGACGCGGUUAGUGCUGAUGAUGAUGAUGAUGAUGGUGAUGAUGAGGAGGCGGUCAGAGCGACAGCCGAGCAGCCGGUAGCCGAGGAAGCAAGCGUAAAUGGCCUGAAUGUAGGAAAGAGCAACUGCGCAACUAUUAACAACGAUCUUGACGUCGCUUCUCCUCCCAGCAGCAAACGUCAGAGUCGGGCGGCCAGUGAAGACAGCAACGAGCAGCAGGACGAGGCGCAGCAGGAGGCGCAGCAGGAGGCGGACGAUGACGGAGAUGUGAACGGGCUGAGCACGGAAAAUGGACACGUCUCCGAUACGGAGCUAACAGCUACACAUUCCAACAGCUGUUCCUCAUUGGCAUCCUCAACAACCGCCUCCAGUCGACUGUCCACGCCGCCGCCCACCGGCGAGGAUGACAGCACACCCGCCUCACCCUCCAAGACGUUGCAGCCCACGCUCAUAGCUGCAAACUUGGAAGCGCUAUCCAUGCCGGCGUCCAAAGCGACGCGCUGCAGGAGCUGUGAGCAGACGCGGAGCGGGCUGCAGGUCCGCAAGACCAGUUCGCUGAAGGGAGCCCAUGAGUUGCAGUCCGAGGGCAGGCGGGGCAACGGACCCGCCAACUUGUGCAAAAGCACGCCCGCCAUUGCACAGCAGCCGCAGCACCAGCAGCUGAAUCAUCACCACAACCACCACCAGCACAGUCAUAGCCAUCACCACCAACAUCAUCAUCAUCACCAGCAUCAGCAUCAGCACCAUCAUCAUCAUCCACAUCAGCAGCAUGGCGGUGGCGGUGGCAUUGGCAGCGCCAGCAUUGGCGGCAGCGGCCUUAUUGGUCUCACCAAUCCGCUCCUCAAUGCGGCCGCCCUGCCCGAAAGUGAUAAAAUACCAAAAAUUGUUGGCAAACUUGGAAAUCUCGAUGCGCUGCCCUUCAAUGCGGUCUGCGCCAAUGGCUUUGGCGUCUACACAUCCAACUAUAUGCAGCAACAGCAACAACAACAACAACUUCAUCAUCAUCACCACAACCAUCACCAUUUGCUGGGGCGUCGCCACUCGGAGACCACCGGCAAUGGACCCACGGCGCUGGCGGCAGAGAAAUAAAUGUCUAGCCGUAUAUUUCAAACUGUAUAUAAGUAGGCAUCUAAUUCACCAUUAACUGUCGAUUCUGUCGAAUCGUAGAAUUGAAUUUAAAGUAAAUCGAGAGUUUGUCAAACUUAAUAAGCAAAGCAAGCGACCCUUCCUCCUCAUCCGUCACACCACACUUGUACAUAACAUUUCUUUUCUAAUGAUUGUCAAUAAACAAUAUACAGUAGAAGCAAAAAUCCGUAAAGCAUACCAUUAAGCGAAUUGUUUGCACAACAAUUUCACUUUUAAAUGAAAAUGAAAAAAUAUAAAGAUUCCUAUAACUAUGUACUUGUACUGUACUCGUAUAUAGCACAACUUUUUGCUGUAAUUUCAAUUUUAGCUCAUAUGUAUGUUCGUAUAUCUGUAUGUUUAUAUAUACGUGUAUGUGAGUAGCGUGCAUUAAUGUUAGACUUAACGAAUAUCUGCAUAUACAUAUAUAUAUAUAUAUAUAUAUAUAAAUGGUAUAUAGAAUACACAUUCGUGUAACACGAUAGCAAGCAAAGAAGUCAAAUUCUCUAGAUAUUUAAGCACAAAGUGUACCAAAAAAAAACAAAACAAAAAGGCAGAAUAGAAUACAAUUACUCUUUGCUGUCAUUAUCGUCCUCUGCAACACUUGGUCGUUUACUAGAAUGUAGCGCUCAAUGCACCCAAAAUAAAUGCGAAAAGUAUUCUAUUUCCAAGCAUAUUAAAUACAAGUAUAUCUAUAUAGAUGUAAACGUUAGUCGAAAUUAUUCGAUGGGUACCAAAAGUUUGACUGUAAUGAGCCUAGAAAGCGUGCGAGCCAGCGAGCGAGUAACCAACCAAUUAGUGAUGUUUCUAACUUAAGUCGAGAGUCGCGUUAGAGUGUAACGGUAAACCUUUAAGCUUAUUGCAAGCAUUAGUUGUUAAUCUAAAAGUAAAGCAGAAGUUAAAGCAAAACAAGAACCCAAAGCGCUUUGUAUUUGUUCGGUGCGCUCUUUUCGAAUUUAAAUAAAUAUAAAGUCUACUCUAAUAUACUGCAUAUACUACAAAGAUAAAGAUAACUAUAAAUAUAAAAUAUGUAUGCAUAUAUGUAUGUAUAUAUAUGUGUGUAUAUGCAACAUUAUGUCGAAAAGCAAAUUAUUAAACAAUUAAAUGGUUGAAAACAAGGUACGGAAGUAGAUCGAUCGACGUGCAUAUAUAGACAAAUAAUACAUAUGUAUAGCAAAUCGUACUUUGUGAGUUUUGUUAUUUAUUGUCAAAGUGUAGCCUAGACGGCAUUAUAGAGAAAAAUAAACUCCACACACACACACACACACAAACACAAACUAUUUGCUGUAAUAGAACCACGUUCAACAAGUUGCAAAACUAAAUAAAG